AUGAACAACAACUCAGGCGUCAUUGAAAUCGACUACUCGACUGAAUUUCCAACGCUUCCCGCUGCUCCUCAAGCCAAGCCUGCUGGUGGAGCUUGGAACACUCGUCCAGCUGUCCGCGCAACGACCGUGACACAGGUUUUCACGUUGGCUACCGAUGAACGCGCUUCCAAGAAAAUCAAGACCUUCGGAAACGAGGAACAGAAAUCUUGUCAAGAAAUUGCUCAAGCUACCGGCACGCGAAUUGAGCUCAGCGAGUCGAGGGACAAUUCUCUGACUGUCAUGAUCAAAGGACCUAGGGCUAAAGUCGAAGAGGCUCGUGCCUCGGUUGUGCGUGCCCUUCAAACUAAACUUGCUCGCGAAGUUGAAAUUCCCAAGGAACACCAUCGUGCCUUAAUUGGUAAGGAAGGAGCUGCUUUGCGUUCGCUCGAAGCCGAUACCAAUUGUCGAAUCAUGGUUCCUGGGCGUGAUGAAAAUAGCAAGACUAUCAAGGUUACGGGACCACGUGAAGGAAUUGAUCGGGCCAUUGCUCAUAUCAAACGUGUCUCCGAGCAACAAGCUAAACUUGCCGUUGAACGUGUCAAAUGUGCCAAAGUCUACAUUCCUUGGGUACGUGGGCCCAACAACGAAUUUUUGGACAACCUGGUCGCUAGCACUGGAGCUAAAAUCAAUAUUCCACCACCGGCUGCAACAGAUGAAACUAUUGUGAUCACUGGCGAGCGCGAUGGUGUUCUGAAAGCUGCCGCUACUAUCCGUGCUAUUGUGACCGAAAAAGAACGCGUUGUAAAGAGCGUUACUUGCCAAGUGAAUCGCGCUCAGCAUCGAUACGUCAUUGGGCAACAGCGGUCAGGCUUGCACGAGGUUCUUCGAAAUACUGGGGUCAGCGUGGAAGUGCCAUCGGAAGAAGACAACAGCGAAACGAUCACUUUGAGAGGAGAUCCUGCUAAACUUGGAGAAGCUUUAGCCUUAGUUAUUUCAAGAGCGUCUUCUGUGAUUGCUGCUCAGAUUCAAGCUCCAAUUUGGUUGCACAAGCACCUCAUUGGUCCAAAGGGCAGCAUCCUUGCUCAGUUGGUACCAAACCGCGACAAAGUUCACAUUGAUUUCGAUGACUCUGGUGCUAUCUAUUUGGAGGGACCACCUGGAGAAGUAAAGACGGCUCAAACUACCCUGACUGACGAGGUCAAUCGCCUCGUCAAAGAAAUGACUGUUGAGAAAGUCAAGGUUCACCCAACCCUUCAUAGACACGUCAUUGGAAGAGGUGGCUCGCUUAUUUCAAAGAUCAAGGAUGAGACUGGGGUUCUAAUCAAUAUUCCCAACGAGUCAACGAACUCCGAUGAGAUUACCAUCGAAGGAAAGAAGGAUGGUGUGAAGAAAGCCGUUGCCGAAAUUCGCCAAAUUGUUUCGAAGAUCGAGAAUGAGAAAUCACGUGAUAUCAUCAUCGAGCAACGCUUCCACAAAUUAAUUAUUGGUCAAAAAGGUGGUGAGAUCCAGAAGCUCCGCCAACAAUAUCCCACAGUUGUUUUCAGUCUGCCAGAGGCCAACAAGAAGAGUGAUGUCAUUAAUCUUCGAGGGGAUAAGAAUGAGGUCGAUGCCGCGUACAAACAGCUCCAGAAAAUCGCCAAGGAUCUUCAAGAGACCAAUUAUCAACAGGCUGUUCUAACCUUCAAGGAAUUCAUCAAACAUAUUGUUGGAAAAGGGGGAAUCAAUAUUCGUAAAAUCCGCGACGAAACCAAUACGCGCAUUGAUAUGCCCGAAGGCGGAAGCUCGGAUGAUAAGAUUUUGGUUACCGGCAAGAAGGAGAAUGUGGAAAAGGCGGUGAAACAAUUGGAGAAGAUUCAAAACGAGUUGGCCUCAAUUGUGACCCUCGAAGUAAACAUCCCAGUCAAGAUUCAACAAAGACUGCUUGGGGCAGGACGCCGGCUUAUUGCUGAUAUCGAGGAGGAAUGUGGUGGUGUGCAUGUCAAGUUCCCCGCAGAGAAGAGCGACUCCGAAAAAGUCGUUGUUCGCGGACCACAAGGUGAUGCCGAAAAAGCGAUUGCGCUUUUGCAAAAGAUGGCACAAGAUAAGCUGGACACUCAUGAGGAUUCGCUCAAGGCCAAGCCUGAAUUCCAUCGUUAUCUGAUUGGCAAGGGUGGCGCAAAAAUCAAAAAGCUGCGUGAGCAAUACGAUGUGCGAGUCAUGUUUCCCCGAGAGAAUGACGAAGAUAAGGAGACCAUUCACCUCAUCGGCAAGAAGGAAGACGUGGAUGGCACCAAGAAAGAGCUUGAAGCUUUGAUCAAACAACUCAAUGAAACGGUUGAGAUCACGGUUGAAGUCGACCCCAAGUACCACAAGAACUUCUUGUCAAGAGGAGCAUUCCUUGUGAAGGACAUCCAAGAAUCGAACGGUGGAGUCAGCAUUUCUUUUCCGAAAGCCGGAGAUGGAGCUUCAACUGUCACCAUCAAGGGCUCAAAACAAUGUGUUGAGUCGGCCAAGCAACGAAUUGAAGAGAUUGUUGAGGAUUAUGAGCAUCAUACAACUAUCCACAUCGAUAUUCCACAUCAUCACCAUCGUGCUAUCUUGGCCAACCGUGGGCAAAAAGUCCAUGAGCUUCAAAGCCAAUUCAAUUGCCAAAUUCGAUUCCCUGAUCGUCGCCAGGCAGAAGAAGAUUCAACCAUUGAUGCCAAUCAAGUGUCGAUCAGUGGUCGAGAUUCCAAAUGCGAGGCUGCACGUGAUGCUCUCCUGGCUCUUGUUCCCAUCAGCAAACAAGUCGAAGUUCCCUUCGAGAUGCACCGUUUCCUUAUUGGCCGCAAAGGCGAUGCUGUUAGGAAGAUCAUGCAGGAAUGCGAUGUCAACAUCAAAAUCCCUAAGGAGGAUGAAAAUUCCAAUGAAAUCACGGUGACUGGUACCCAAGAAGCUGUCGAGGCCGCUAUUCAAGCUAUUGACGUGAAACGUGAGGAGUUUGAUGCUCAGGCGGAAGAUCGUCGUUUGAAAAGCUGGGAACUUGAGCUUGAGGUGCCCGUUGUCUAUCAUCAAAAAAUUAUCGGGCCACGCGGAGAGACUGUCAAAAAGCUGCGUGAAAAGUUCGAUGUUCAAAUCUCACUUCCACGUGGAGAGAACACGAGCGACAAGAUCACUAUUCAUGGAUACGAAUCCAAUGCUCGUGACUGUGCCGCCGAAAUAGAAUCAUUCCUUGCUGACAUCAAAUCGAUGAUGGCCCAGGAAAUUUCACUCGAUCCCCGCUAUCAUCCUCGUUUGAUUGGAGCUAAAGGCAUCAACCUCAAGAAGGUUAUGGCUGAGUUCGGAGUUGAGAUUACUCUGCCACGUGGCGAUGAUCCAAAGCCGACGCUUGUGACCGUUGCUGGUAAAAAUGAAGAUGCCGUUUGGGAUUGUAUUGACUUCCUUCGUCGAGAAGAAGAGGACUAUUUGAGCGAGCGUCAAGACCGCUAUCAAUACAUGUCACAACGCUCCCAGCCUGCCGACGAAAAGCCAAAGCUUCAAACUGUUCAAGUUAAGAAUGCGCCAUGGCAACUCUCUGGAGAGGAUUUUCCUGAGAUGGGCGGAUCAACUGGGCCGGCUGCUUCUUCCAACACCGGAGUUUGGGGUGCCCGUCGCUUC
Messenger RNA from Mesorhabditis belari, 3594 nucleotides. Lineage: Eukaryota; Metazoa; Nematoda; Chromadorea; Rhabditida; Rhabditidae. The record is from the annotation of a GenBank genome assembly.